Caenorhabditis auriculariae is the source of this 5522-nucleotide messenger RNA. The record is from the annotation of a GenBank genome assembly. Lineage: Eukaryota; Metazoa; Nematoda; Chromadorea; Rhabditida; Rhabditidae.
AUGAACAACUCUCCAGAUGUUGGCAAGCGUACGUGAGUUGUAUAUAUACAACUUCAUACAGUUCCAGGAUUUCUAAAAACUCAAAUAAUAUAAGAACAGCGGCGAAAUUUUUUUUUUAAUAUUCAAUUGGAGCGAAGUAUGCUUUUUGCCUCUUUGAAAAUCUCAUUAAUAGGUUGUGAUCGUACUAAAACAGGAUAUUCGAGAUUGAAUUAUUUUUUAUAGACACAGAAAGCGCCGUCCGACAACACAACGACAAAAAUUAGGGAAAAAAGCUUCCAAAUGCGAUGUUCGCAAUCGAAGCGUUUUUAUGUAAUUGAUAACUUUUUCAGACUCAAGCUUCCGACCGUGGUUCGAAAGCAACAACGGUCGAUGAAGAAAGCAGACCUAAGGAGAGAAAGAAAAUAGAGGUUCCUAGCUUAAUUAUGUUUAAAAGGUGAUUUCUGAGAACGAAAACUAUCAACUUGAGUGAUUCGAAAAAUAAGCUGAUUACCCUAAAUUAUGAGAGCAAGUGUCCUUUUUGUAUUUACUCAGAAAUCGCUUUGAACAUUUAAAAGUUCGUUGUGUUUGGCGUGUUCAUUGAAAACGGAACAUGUUUCGAAACGGAAAAAAACGUGUUCAUCGGCACAUUAAAGUUGCUCCAAAAAAGUUCUAAUUUUUGUUUUGGAGCAGAUUUCUUGCGUUUCAAAACAAUUUUCGUAUUUUCCGAUGAACACGCCUUCACCCAGUUUCGUGGACUAUAUCGCAGCGAGAGUGGCGCGACAUAGCAGCGACAUAUCUCGCUGCCAUCUCGCUCAGCUCUAGCAAACUCCCGGCGCGAUAUCGGCGCGAGGUCGCGGAUUAUCGAUUGGUCACUAUUUACGUGCCAUCAAAAAUUUUUACUUGAAUUGUUUAAUUUUUUUUCGUGUGUUAUAUUCUCUCUGAUUUUUAUGUCUAUUUUUUUCACUUAAUAUUUCUAAAAAUGUUAAUUUUACAACUAAUGUAACGCUCAUACAGUACCGUCAGAAGAGGAAAAAUAUUUUUCGCUCACAACUUCCUAGGAAACGAGCUCGUAUAGAGCUCAAUCUUUCUGAAACUUUUUCAGCUGUGUUUCUAAGUUUUCACCACGGUGUUACAAUCAACAGUCAUCAUAUUUCCAGAGAGUUUCAAAAGGGUGAAAUCCCAUUAAAGAAAGUUGUGAUUUAAAAAAAGCGUUUUUUUGUAUAUAUUUUGACGGCACUGCACACCUUUCUUGAAUUUGAAAGUCCUUUUUUUCGCAUUUUUCAUGUUUUAACCAAUAAUUUCAGGUUAUUAGUACUUCAAAAAAACAUCUAACAUUUUUUUCGAUCAAUAAAAAGUCAAGAAAGAUCCGUGGGAGAUGGCACCGAAACUUUGCUUUUUGGAUACAAUCAAUAAGAUUCUUGGUAAACUAUUUUUUUGAAACAGUAUAUCCAUUUUUUUGCUUGAAGAUAUGAUUUGCACUUUGGCGUCGAUGGGUAAGGAAAAAGAAGAAAUGAGGCAUGAUUUCGAGAAAGCACGAACUGCUGUCUUGAUACAGUCGCUCCUGUGAGUUAUUCUCUUAUUCAAGGUUGGACUUUUUUUCAGUAUUUCUCUUUUUUUACCGGUUUUAUCAUUUAGAAAAGUUCUUGACGCAGCAAAUGAAGGAUAUGCCGAAAAACUAUCAAGUCAAAGCUUACAGUAACAUUUUUUUAAAGGGAACUUAGGGUCAAUCUGAUUGUUUAGCUUAAUUUUCUUUUUUUCAAAAACUUCUUUCAUUUUCAUUUCGAGCCUCCCUCCUUUAUUUUUCUAAUUUGAACUUUUUAAAGAUCAUCUACGAGCUUACAAUCGGUUUACUUUUUCUGUUUUUUUAUUGAAACUACUCUUUUCCUAGUCACAUUUUUUUUCCUAUGAAAAAUAAACGAUACACAUGUUUUUCCUCAUAUUGUCCUUUUUUUAUUCUUACUUGAAGCUUCACUCUUUCGCCUCAAUUCAAUUUUUCUUCUUCAGAUUUGUACAUACUUUCAGUUUACUUCGAAUUCGAAAAAUGUAUCAUCAAUUAUUUGGAAAUUUCUUUAAUGCUCUCAAGUUUUCAUUUAAAUAUAUUGUUUAUAUUAAAUAAAAAAAGUAAAGAAGGUUGAUAAAGACCGAUAUGUUAUCAUGUACAACCCAAUAAAAAGUAUGAAGCAUAGAAAGCAAAUCAAGAAAAAGCCCAAUCGAGCUAAAAAAAUUUUUUUUUGAAAGAGCGACAUAGCAGCGAGAUGUGAGCGACCUUGCGCCGAGAGGCGAGCGAUAUAGCUCGCGGCUCCCCCGCGAUAUAGCGUUUCUCUCGCUGCGACCUCGUCCGUAAAACUGGGUGUUUAAAUAAUUCAGUGAAGCAAUUUGGGCUGCAGAUUUGAAUCACGUCGAAAGCGCUAACCAAGAUUGCAUGGCGUCAAUGAAAUGAAAUUAAAAAUUUUUUUAAAAUCAAUUUUAAUUAAUAAAUAAAUUUAUGUGAAUAUUUUUUUCUCCUUUACCUGACUUUUUCGCGUUCGAACAGAUGUUUGUGAGAAGUUAAACUAGAAUUAAAAAAAAUUAUUUUACAGAAACCUCUGACAACAGACCAGCAAAAAGCUUUCGAUUGCAUGCUAAACUUUGUGAACACAACUCUCGAAAGAAGUUGGAGCCAUUCUAGCUGUUCAGUUUUACUUGAAGUGUUAUAGGAAAUGAAGAUAUUCUCAAAGAAUACGAAGAAAUCGCAAAAAUAACGCCAAAGGAAAGCGAAUGCUCAGCUUUCUACAAAAAUUUGGAGAGAAAUCGGUGUCAGGUGGGAAAUUUCAGAAAUUUUUCAACUGCAACGUUUUUUUUCCAUUUUUCUUCGUCCAUUUUAAUUUAAAGACUGUCUUGUUGCUCGAUUCUACACGUGUAGUUUUGGAAUCACCUACAGGCGAUUAUAUUCAUGCAAGUCGAGUUACACUACCCCAAGUGAGUCUAUUGAAAAAGAAAAAAAGGAAUUAUUUUUCAACUUAAAAAGUUAUAACAAAAAAACAAGGACUUCUUCAGUUCAAUCGUAAAGUGAUUGCGGCCCAGCUUCCUCUUUCUGACUACAUUGAAGAAUUUUGGAGAAUGAUCUUUCAGGUUUGGUUCCAUAUUUUGAAAUAUUUAAACACAUGCUUCAGCCUCAAUUUUUGAAAUAAAUACCAGUACUGACUUCAACCGAACGCAAUGCAAACUUUUUUUAUUUAUACUUUAAAAAAAUAAAGUGUAAAGGAAUGUUUUUAAGGAAAAUCCAAGAAAAAUUAAUCGUUAAUUUUGCCGAAGGAUUUAGUUCAGCUUUCAAACUUGAUUUUUCAGGAAAAUUGCUCCUUGAUGGUCUUGCUUGGUCGUGGGAAAGAGGAAGCUGAAGAGUUUAUGAAAAUCUUACCGAAAAAUAAUGGCGAUUACAAAUAUUUCGGUACCAUGUUUGUGAAUAUUAGAAAGGUGAGUAAGGAGUAAACGUUUCGAGAUGAAAGUGCUGAUAGCUCUAUAGUUGAACAGUUUUGUUUCUUUUUUCACUAUAGCUGAUUCACGGCUGGCUUAAGCCAUCGAAAAAAGGGUCCUGACACGAUAAGAAGAGACAGUGCCUGGUUGGUGGAGAGCGCAGGCAGGCCACGCCCCCUCAGCUUCUCAAGUUAGCCGUGAAUCGGCUAUAACAACUUUUCACAAAUUUAUCAUGUGCUCUACACACUUUUAACUUAAUUGAAAUUUUUUAAAUCGUAGUUAUCAUUUUUCGAGCCGCUCCAAAUGCGGCCAUUACGAAAAAUACAAAGUUCACUCUUUACUUAUUGAAACGCUGCGAUCGCACGUAGAAAGGCUCGUUGCGUUGCGGUCGUGAAGCUUACAUUAUAGAGCGCUUUACAAAAAAAAACCCUUCGAGCUUAAGCUAUGAAAUCCUCAGUUGAACUGCAGCGCGACCUCUCAAUCCAUCCCACGUGCGAUCAAAGUAACGAGUCGUAACAAUUUUUUUUUUACAUUUCUAUAGUAAAAGUUUGUAAAUUUUUUCCUCGCAGAUGGAGCGACAAUAUGACAAAAAGGUUGAUCUUGACAAGGAGAACGAGAGAGAAAAUGUAAUUCAUUUUUUUGUUUUUUGUUCUCAAUAUGCAUGAAUUUUAAGCUCGAAAACGUGACAUCGAUCACGAUGAGCGUGGAAGUGCUACCUGAUGGAUGCAGUAAUUCUAUCUUCUGCAAGGUUCUUCCUUUUUCUUCUAUUUUAAUCUUGUCUUUUUUCACCGAUAGGCUUCAGCUCAGAAAGAAAAGUGAAACCAGCUUGAAAAUUUAAGGAAAAUUUGCUGAGGUUGCUUGUAGGGUACACUGAUCAUGAACGAAAAAGAAACCUUCCUUCGACCUGAUUAACAAGCUUGAGCGAUCGAAAAAAGGGUCCUGACACGAUAAGAAAAGAGAAAGCGCCUGGUUGGUAGAGAGCGCAAACAGGCCACGCCCCCUCAGCGUCUCAAGUCAACCGUGAAUCGGCUAUACCGUUUAGAGCACAUUCCUGCGUUGAAAUGUGAAAAAAAACCAUCCAUGUUUCAUGAAAUUCUCAAGCUGGGGCUAUUUUUACUCCUUUUUUUUCAAAAUGAAUCUCUGAAGUACUGUGAAGUGAUUUUUUCAAGGUUCUGAUGCAACUAAACUGGGGAGUAAUGAUUGCGCCGCAGGGAAAAGCCGCCCCCCUCGCCACUUCUGCGGAGAUUUUAGACCGGAAAGAGGUUUUCUACGAGAUUUUUUACUCACAAUAACUUUGAAGCAAUUUUUUUUGAGCAGUAUUGAGGCCAGUUUUAUGUCACUUCACGCAGCGUAAACGUGCGGGCGUAAAUGAGUUUCCACUAGGAAAUAUUUUUUGUGAUCCAUAUUCAACAAGAUUUGCAUAUUUGCGAAAAUUUUACCUUCUUUGAACUCAUUUACGCUGUGUAAACGCUGAUAAUAUGCUCUCUGGUUAGGAUAAACUUAAGAUCAAAGUCGCACGACUUUUUAUUUUUAAGGAAUAUGAAGUUUUAAUUUUUCAGACAGGGACAGUCUGUGUGGUGAGUAUGGAAGGGACUGGGCGAGCUGGAACUCAGUUGGCAAUCGUCGCCGCCAUGAAUCUUGUCCAGAAAGGAAUUACCCCGGAUGUAAGGACUUCUGUACCAGUCAAAUCUUGAAGAUCAGAAAGCUUCGAAUUGUCUUGAAAAUAGAUAGAAAAGAAAUAGCCAUCCCUCUCUGAGAAAUCUGAUUUUUCUUUCUUUCUAAAUACCUGCCUUGAAACUUUGUAUUUUUUGACAUCCCUCGUUUUUUAUUUCAAAAUGUUCAUGAAAUUCAAGAUUCGCGAAAUCGUAACAGAAAUUCGGAAAUCGCGUGCCUUCGCCGUCGAAUCAUCAGUACAGUAUGCGACCGUCUUCCAGGCCGUUCUGUACUACGCUACCGUAAUCCUUCUGAUAGCAUACUGUAUUUACAGUACCCCUGUUUAGGCCAAAUUGAAGCGACAAUCAGUCCGGGAACGCGUCACACAGUUCCAGCAAGGGUGGUACAUUGUCAACCCCAUUGCGAUUUCUCGAUAA